This is a messenger RNA of Xenia sp. Carnegie-2017, 1242 nucleotides long. Its product is annotated as protein ALP1-like. Lineage: Eukaryota; Metazoa; Cnidaria; Anthozoa; Malacalcyonacea; Xeniidae. The record is from RefSeq and is a predicted model, not a curated record. Bases 1 to 1242 code for a protein of 413 amino acids. The transcript has a single exon.
AUGGUAUGUUUGAUGGCGGCCGUAUCUAUUGUAAUGUUUCACCAUAAUAAAGCAGAGUCCAGCAGAAGAUUGCAGGGUCAUCGUGCUUUAGUUUUACAUGUGACAAAAGUAUUUUGCAAGACAAGAUUUUUAAUUCAUAAUAUUAUUGAAUCAAAACAUCAUAAUCGUUGUGGACGUGUAUGGGCCUUUCCUCGCAUGAAAAACAUUUUGGACAGUGAAUUCACUGACUUGAGCGAAAAAAGAUGGCUGGAGAGUUAUCGUUUACCAAAGCGCCUAUUUCUGAAACUAGUAAAUUCGAUGCGUUUACUUGGUCGACAAUCCACAAGGCUGCGACCUGCUAUACCAGUUAACAUCAUUGUAGCAAUGAUGUUAAAAAGGCUAGGAAAGGGUCUUGAUUAUCGAGAAAUCGGAGACAAAUUCGGAGUAGGAGCGUCAACAGCUUGUACAAAAGUCAACGAAGCUCUGAGAUUUUUGAUACGUACAAAAAAAUAUAUGUUGAAUCGUUUACAAGAGCGUAGAAAUUUAAAAGAAAUAGUAGAUGGCUUUGCCAAAAAGUGGAAUAUCCCCCAGUGUUUAGGCGCAGUAGAUGGCACCCACAUCCCUAUUAGGGCUCCUGUAAUGCAUCAUGCUGAUUACUUCAACGGAAAAUUUUUUCAUUCUGUAAUUUCGCAAGCUGUUUGUGACAGUGAAUGCCACUUUACAGACAUUUUUGUUGGCUGGCCUGGCAAAUCCCAUGACGCACGUGUUUUCAGCUGUUCAAACAUUGGACAAAGAACCAUUAAUGGGAAUUUAAUCGAGGGUGGUACUUUAACCAAACAAAUUAAUGGAAAAAACAUUGAACCGUUCCUUAUCAGCGAUCCUGCUUAUCCUUUACUGAAACACCUAAUGAAAAACUAUGCUGGUGCUAAUUUGGGACAUGAGAAGGAAUAUUUCAAUUAUAGGUUAAACCAUGCACGCAUUCAAAUUGAGAGAGCAUUUGGCCUUUUGAAAGGUCGCUGGCGAUGCCUUCUACAUCCUUUAGAAUGUGACAUUGAGAAGGUUUCACUCCAUGUUACUGCCGCCUGCAUUUUGCACAAUAUAUGUCAGGAAGGUAAUGCUGAGUAUCUUCAAGAAUGGGAUGACAGGAAUAAUGAUGAUUUGGAUUACCAUUCAGAAUCAAAUUCAACAAGAGAGGAAAAUGAAACUGUUGAAAAUGGUGAAGAUAUUAGAACAGUACUAACUCAUUAUGUCUCUCAUUAUUGA